AUGGUUCGUAAUUUGGUUGUUCUCGGAGGAAACUCCCAUCCUCAAAUAACAGAGAUCAUCUGCAAUACGCUCGGUGUUCCACCCUGCAACAGAAUUCUUAAGAAAUUUUCCGUUGGUGAGAGUCGUCUCGAGAUCCAAGACUCAGUUCGAGGCAAAGAUGUUUAUAUCAUUCAAUCGGGCGGAGGAAAGGCCAAUGAUCAUUUCAUAGAUCUUUGCAUUAUGAUUUCCGCAUGCAAAACUGGAUCUGCUAAGCGUGUUACUGUCGUCCUUCCUUUGUUUCCUUAUUCACGACAACCUGAUCUUCCAUACAAUAAGAUUGGCGCACCACUUGCCAAGGGACCCGCCGACGUUAAAGGUAACUUUACUUUCGAAAGUCGACCAGCAACACCGGGUCCCUCCUCCCCUCAAACACCAGGCCUCAGCAAUGGCACUAAUGGUAUGGAAAAAUUACAGAAGAAGCUUGGAAAAGCAUCUCUCGAGCAGAUUAAUACCCAAACUUCAAAUGGAAUAACACCCAGACGACAAGAUACUUCGGAUUCCAUUGCUUCUCUUACCAAUGGUCGCUUGGCUGACGGAGCAUCAACUCCCGUGUCAACUCCACAUUUCACCACUCACGAUUACGAGAACCCUGGAUUCGUCAAUGGUCAAAGCAAAACUCUUUUCCAAGGCAAGCCAGGAUACAAACAGUGGGUAGCGCAAGCUGGCACACUCGUCGCAGAUCUUUUGACUUGCUCUGGUGCCGAUCAGGUAAUCACCAUGGAUCUCCACGACCCCCAGUACCAAGGAUUCUUUGACAUUCCAGUGGACAAUCUUUAUGGCAAGCCUCUCUUGAAGAGAUACAUCCAGCAAAAUAUCCCGAACUUUCAGGAUGCUAUCGUCGUAAGUCCUGAUGCUGGUGGAGCAAAGAGAGCAACUGCGAUUGCCGAUGGACUCAACAUGGAGUUUGCAUUGAUUCAUAAGGAACGUCGACCUACCCGAAUCACCGAUCGCCAAAAUGCUACAAUGAUGCUUGUAGGCAAUGUUCGUGAUAAAGUUGCUAUACUCAUCGACGAUUUGGCCGAUACCUCGAACACCAUUACAAGAGCUGCCAAAUUGCUCAAGAAAGAGGGCGCCACUUACGUUUACGCUUUGAUAACCCAUGGAGUUUUCAGUGGUGAUGCUAUUGAGCGUAUCAAUGCAUCUGCACUGGAUAAAAUUAUCGUGACCAAUAGUGUUCCACAAGAUGAACAUCAACGUCUCUGCCCCAAGUUAGAGGUCUUGGAAGUUGGCCCGGUCUUCGCCGAGGCAAUUCGUCGUGUUCACCAUGGAGAGAGCAUUUCUGUGUUGUUUAACUAUGAUUAG
Botrytis byssoidea is the source of this 1341-nucleotide messenger RNA. RefSeq lists its product as uncharacterized. Gene Ontology annotation, biological process: purine nucleotide biosynthetic process; 5-phosphoribose 1-diphosphate biosynthetic process. The transcript is spliced from 2 exons. Gene Ontology annotation, molecular function: ribose phosphate diphosphokinase activity; magnesium ion binding. Gene Ontology annotation, cellular component: cytoplasm; ribose phosphate diphosphokinase complex. The coding region runs from base 1 to 1341 and encodes 446 amino acids. NCBI's taxonomy places the organism in Eukaryota, Fungi, Ascomycota, Leotiomycetes, Helotiales, Sclerotiniaceae. The record is from RefSeq and is a predicted model, not a curated record.